AUGGGCACAAUUUUGGAUGCUCUCACUUCGAAAUUUUUGACAAAGUUGGGUCAGCUUAUCGAAGAUGAGGUUGUGAUGACACUAAGCGUGAAAAAGGAUAUCAAGAGGCUGAAGAAAAAUCUGGAAUACUUCAGCGCUGUUCGUGAGGACAUGGAAGCUCUGGCCAUGAAAGAUAGACGGAUAAAGGCAUGGUGGAAGAGCAUGACUGAUGUUAUGUUUGAUGUUGAUGUCAUCAUAGAUCUUGUUAUGGUUCAUUCACAGAAGCUUCUGCUACCACCUAGAUCGGUAUGUUGCAAUCAGUCUAUGGUUUCUUGUUUUGGAAAGCUUUCAUUUGAUCAUAAGGUGGCUAGAAGAAUUAAGGACAUAAAUGAAAAGCUUGAUGAGAUUAAAACGAACACACAGAUGUUCAGCUUGGAUAGAACCAUUCGUCAACAAUUCCAGGUAACAACCGUGGAUAGAAAUCAGACAUCCCCUAUAGAUGAACUAGAGGUUGUUGGAAGAGAGAUCAAACAAUCUGUUGGUAACAUAGUACAAAUGAUUGUCAGUGGCUGCCAUGAGAAUAGUAGAAGUGUUCUGGGGAUUCAAGGAAUGGGAGGCAUUGGUAAGACAACGUUAGCCCAGAAGAUAUAUAAUGAGCAGAUGAUAAGAGAGAAAUUCCAAGUUCAUAUAUGGUUGUGCGUUUCGCAGAGCUACACAGAGACCGGGUUGAUAAAGCAGGCAAUACGAAUGGCUGGAGAAAAGUGUGAUCAACUAGAGACCAAGACCGAGCUUCUUCCACUUUUAGUGGACACUAUCAAAGGAAAGAGUGUUUUUCUUGUCCUGGAUGAUGUGUGGAAAUCUGAUGUCUGGAUUGAUCUUCUUCUAUCGCCUUUCAUGAGAGCCUUUAAUUUCCAUGUCCUUGUCACCACAAGAGACCUGGAUGUUUUGUCAGAAAUGCAUGCAAUAUAUACCCACCAAGUAAACAAAAUGAAUUACAAUGAUGGCUUAGAACUGCUUAUGAAGAAGUCCUUUCAGUCGUCCGAGCAAAUAAGUGAAUUCAAGAAUAUGGGGUAUGAAAUUGUAAAGAAAUGUGAUGGCCUUCCUCUUGCCAUAAAGGUCGUUGCAGGUGUCUUAUCUACCAAAAAAACAGUUGCCGAAUGGAAGAGCAUCCGAGAUAGCAAAUGGUCCAUUCAUGGACUCCCGAAAGAACUUGGAGGCCCACUGUAUUUAAGUUACAACAAUUUACCCCCUCGACUCAAGCAGUGCUUUCUCUGGUGUGCUUUAUUGCCUCCUAAUUUUGAAAUCCACCGUGAUGCUGUAGCUUACUGGUGGGUUGCCGAAGGUUUUGUGAGGAAAGAGCAUGAGUUCUCAGUACAUGAAAUUGCUGAAGAGUAUUAUCUUGAGCUAGUUCGGAGGAAUCUUAUUCAACCAAUACCAAAGUAUGUAGACAAGGCUGUGUCAACAACGCAUGAUCUAUUGAGGUCACUUGGACAAUAUCUGACAAAGGAUCACUCCCUAUUCAUGAAUGCGGAAAAUAACAAUGCCAUGUCGAAUCUGCGCCGCAUAGGCAUCAGCCAUGCUGUAGAAAAAAUACCCGCUCUAGAAGAGCAUAAGUGUUUGAGGAUCCUCCUACUGUUUAAUAACAAGAACUUCAAGUCGAUUCACAAGGAAAUUUUCAGAAAGCUCGAGCAUAUCCGUAUUUUAGUUCUCAGCGGAACAAGCAUCCAAAAUAUACCAGAGUCACUGGGGAACUUGGUGCUAUUGAGGUUGCUAGAUCUGAGCUAUACUGAAAUUAACAUGCUUCCAGAGUCCACAGGAAGCCUCAUCAGCCUUGAAUACCUCUCUUUGCUUGGUUGCCAUCAUCUGGAUAGCCUGCCAGCUGGUCUCAUGAGACUGUCCAACAUAAGUUUUUUUCAAUUAGAACAGACUGCAGUUGAUCAUGUUCCAAAAGGGAUUGCAAAGUUUCAGCAGCUCUACAACCUAAGAGGAGUUUUUGAGAGUGGUACUGGAUUCAGAUUAGAUGAAUUGAGACGCCUCCCCAAUAUCCAACGUCUUUGGGUCGAGAAGCUAGAGACAGCGGCACCAGGGGCUGAACUUGUACUGAAGAACAGUCAUAAUCUUAGAGAACUGGGACUGCGCUGCACAGUGGCCACUACGCAAGAGAGAACUCGUUACCAGACUGAUGAGGUUGAGAGAAUUCAGCAAGUCUAUGAUAUGCUUAUUCCAUCACCAAGCCUUGUAUAUAUUUUUCUGGAAGGGUUCCUGGGUAUAAGAUUCCCGGAAUGGCUACUCUCAGAACCGGAGCUUAAUAUGCCAAGUUUGUGUCAUAUGCACCUCAAUGAGUGCGUAUCAUGUUCAGAGCUUCCACCAGCAGGUCAGAUGCCAGAAUUGCUAGUUCUUCAGAUUAAAGGUGCAGAUGAAGUUGUAACUAUUGGCACAGAACUCCUGGGGAAAGGUGUCAGAAGUGCAGCGGCUUUCUUCCCAAAACUUGAACUGCUUCGCCUCGUUAGCAUGGGUAAUUUGGAAAAAUGGUCACUGAACAUAAGAAAUAUGUGUGAUGACAUGGAGGACAACUCUCAACAGCUCUCUUUGAUGCCUUGCCUUAAGCGUCUGCUGCUUUUUGAUUGCCCCAAACUGAGAGCUCUGCCUCAAGACAUGUACAUGAUUGUUAAUUUGAAGAGAAUCCACAUUGAAGGUGCUCACAAGCUUCAAGAAGUUGUCGACCUUCCUGCAGUUGUGUGGCUCAAGGUGAUGAACAACACAUGUUUAAGGAGGAUUUCCAACCUUUGUAAGCUGCAGGACCUGUUUGCACAGGACUGCCCAAUGCUGGAUCACACAGAGAACCUGUGCUCGCUGAAACGUGUGUACAUGAUUGACUGCCUGCAUGCCCAAGUGUUCAGGAAUUGUCUAGCGGAAGAAGAACAAGGCAUCCUAGUCCAUGUUGCGACAGAUGGGCAUAAUAUCUUCCCGGAUGAAUCUGAAGACAUGAUGGUUAUCUGA
Messenger RNA from Triticum turgidum subsp. durum (durum wheat), 2979 nucleotides. The record is from the annotation of a GenBank genome assembly. NCBI's taxonomy places the organism in Eukaryota, Viridiplantae, Streptophyta, Magnoliopsida, Poales, Poaceae.